This is a messenger RNA of Phragmites australis (common reed), 2053 nucleotides long. Its product is annotated as diacylglycerol kinase 4-like. The record is from RefSeq and is a predicted model, not a curated record. Gene Ontology annotation, molecular function: ATP-dependent diacylglycerol kinase activity; RNA binding; protein binding. NCBI's taxonomy places the organism in Eukaryota, Viridiplantae, Streptophyta, Magnoliopsida, Poales, Poaceae. The coding region runs from base 93 to 1745 and encodes 550 amino acids. Gene Ontology annotation, biological process: RNA modification. The transcript is spliced from 12 exons.
UCCUCCCCGCGGGAAAGCCGACCAUACAAAACUCCUCCCUCUCUCUCCUCCGUUCCAACCGCCUUGCCGCGCGCUCCCCUCCCCCGCCUCCCAUGACGCAUUCCCCGAGCCCCAACCCGCGAUCGCGGCCGCGGUGGCGAUCGCGGUCGCGGUCGUGCUCCGACACGCCCUCCAUGAUGUCGUCGCUCUGGUCGUCCUCGUCGUUGUCGCCGACGCCCGCGGAGCGGGACCGGGAACGGGAGGAGCCGCGCUCGCCCACACCCCAGCCGCCACCGCCGCCGCUAGUGGGGGCGCUGAUCGAGUCGCUCUCCUUCCGCAGCUGCGGGUUCGGCCGCGCCGCGGCGUCCGCGUUCGAGAAGGAGGACCUCCGCACCCGCGCCACUCUCCCGCACCGGCUCCGCGCCGCCGUGCACGCAGCGCUGCGCGCCAGGGACCCCGCGGCGAGGGCGUUCGCGCUCGACGGCGGCGGCGAUGGCGCAGUUUCCAACCCGUGGUUCGACGCCGCGGCGCACGACGACGCGCCCGAGUCACCACUCGUCGCGUUCGUCAACCCGCGCAGCGGCGGACGCCUCGGCCCCGUCCUCAAGACCCGCCUCCAGGAUCUCAUCGGCGAAGACCAGGUUUUUGAUCUUACUGUUGUGAAGCCUUCUGACUUUGUGGAAUAUGCUUUGGCUUGUUUGGAACAACUUGCUGACUCUGGGGAUCAUAGUGCAAGGUCCGUUCGCCAAAAUCUGAGAGUCAUGGUUGCAGGAGGUGACGGUACAGUAGGUUGGGUGUUGGGGUGUUUAGGAGAACUAUAUGUUCAGAACAGGGAACCUGUUCCUCCAGUUGCUGUCAUACCACUCGGAACUGGAAAUGAUCUCUCCAGAAGCUUUGGUUGGGGUGCUUCAUUUUCUUUCUCAUGGAAAGCAGCUGCCAAACGAUCUCUCUACAAGGCCAUUUUUGGCUCAGUUUCUUGUUUAGACAGUUGGCAUGUUGUUGUUUCGAUGCCGGAUGGUGGAGAAGAAGAAGAAGAAUUGGACCUCCCUCACUCCCUUAGGCAUCUCGGAGAGUGUACAUUUUAUGAUGAUGGCAUUGCUGAGGGAGAGUUGCCUGAGACUGUGUCCUGCUUUGAUGGUGUCUUCUAUAAUUACUUCAGCAUAGGAAUGGAUGCUCAAGUUGCUUAUGGAUUUCAUCAUUUGCGUGACGAGAAGCCAUUCCUUGCAAGUGGACCUUUAUCUAAUAAGUUAAUUUACGCAGGAUAUACCUGCAAGCAAGGAUGGUUCUUUACUCAGUGUAUUAGUGACCCUGAACUAAGGGGAUUGAGGAACAUUAUCCGUUUAUCAAUCAAGAAGAUGGACAGCUCUGAGUGGGAGAACAUUCCUGUACCAUCGAGUGUCAGGGCUAUUGUUGCAUUAAACCUUCACAAUUACGCAAGCGGAAGAAACCCAUGGGGAAACUUGAAGCCUGAAUAUUUGGAGAAAAGAGGAUUUGUUGAAGCUCAAUCAGAUGAUGGUCUUCUCGAAAUAUUUGGAUUGAAGCAAGGAUGGCAUGCAUCUCUCGUGAUGGUUGAACUUAUAUCUGCGAAGCACAUAGCUCAGGCUGCAGCAAUCCGAAUAGAGAUCAAAGGUGGCCAAUGGCAGGACGCAUUCAUGCAAAUGGAUGGGGAGCCAUGGAAACAACAACUUAGCUCUGAAUAUUCGACAUUUGUUGAUAUAAAAAAGGUGCCUUACCCUUCACUGAUAAUCAACGGUGGAGAUCGUUAGCGGGAACCCAGACUUGGUGUCACCCUAGCUGGAGCAGGCAAGAAAUUUUUUCAGCUUCCAAGCUUGGGAGCUCGAUGAAUCCAGGCACAAUCUUGAUCACGGUUGCCCAAAAUCGUAACUGUAUAUUGAGUUGAGGAUGUACUUGGAACAACGGAAUGCAAUGGUGUCUGUGUUUUGACCGCGCUUCUUAACUGAAGUUCUGUGUGCUGCAUGACGCUACUGUUGGAUAUAUUUGGUAAUUUGAGGACGAUAUUGUUGACCCUGCUGGUUGCUACCUGGUGCAAAUAUAAGUGAGAUACAAUUUGUUA